Coregonus sp. 'balchen' is the source of this 23127-nucleotide messenger RNA. Lineage: Eukaryota; Metazoa; Chordata; Actinopteri; Salmoniformes; Salmonidae. The record is from the annotation of a GenBank genome assembly.
CGUACCCUAUAAUUUUCAUACGUACGCAUUGAAACAACAACAGCGUCAAAAGGCUAAAGUGCGUAAAGAAAUAGCUUGCAAAUCAAUCUGUUGCUGACCACUGUGGAAAUAUCGACAUCAGGUACGUUAAAUAAUAUUUAAUGCAGCUAACCAGUAAAUUGUAAACGGCACCUGAGUUUAUCGUCGUUUUGACGUGAUACUGAAGAGCCAGGAAAGACCGAGAAGCAAAACGUCGUCGUUAGCCAGCAAUGUCGAUGCCAGCUACUGGUAACGUUGUUUGCGAUCUAGUUAAAUGGCUGACUUUCUACUCACAUUUUGUUCACGAUAAAUAGAAACAAACUGUCCUGAUACAAUGUUUUAUUUGAAGGCUUGUGCUUAUAUUUAUAGUAGGCAAUUGGAAUUUAGCGAAUGAACGUUAGCUAGCUCGUUCAUUGUUUCGUAUAAUCACAAUUUGCUUGAUUUGCGCUUGAUUGGGGGAGAGGGCCUUCGUUAGCCAAAUUGGCUGGCUAACUAGGAUAGUUUGACAUCAAGUUAGAUGUCUGGCUAUUAUGACAACGCCCCCUUCAGCCAGCCGCAUCAUGGUUUGGGAGCAUCAUGUUACACUAUCUAAAUAUCUAGCUAGGUAGAUUUGACUAACUAAAAUUAACAAUGACAUGUAGGUUGUAGCGUGAAAUGAGCUACCUACUGUAGCUUCCUGUUACACUUUGCCCUCCCAACGCGAAGUAGCGACUGUCAUGUUGAAUCCAUUGCGUAGGUGGCCUGAUGUAACUGGGCAAUUGUUAACUCGUGUGCGAUUACGACAAGGUUUCAUCACAUUAGACAGUUGUUUAAAUAUUUGUUUAUGGUAGUUAGCCGUAAUAGUUUAUCGUUACCGGGGCGGGUGGGAUUUUGGCCAAGAUGUAUUUACAGUAGUUUUGUGUUAGGUUAUGCAACUGUCGCUAGCUAGCUAAGUAAAUCUGAAACAUAACCAGAGAUGAGACUGAGAACUGAGGCUUUAACUCAGGAAGCCCCUAACCCUUUACAACCAAGUCAGUGAAUGGCUAAGCCCCAUAACUGAGCUGCACUUGGCUCAGUUGGUAGAGCAUGGCGCCUGCAACGCCAGGGUUGUGGGUUCGAUUCCCACGGGGGACCCGUAUGAAAAAUCUAUGCACUCACUAACUGUAAGUCGCUCUGGAUAAGAGCGUCUGCUAUAAAAAAAACAAAAACACAAUCAUGGUUAGGGACAGAUCGACAUUUACUGUGGGGGAGGGGUGGUCCAAAAUAGGAGAGGGUUGUCCAAAAAAUUUUUUUUAACCUUUUUGGGUAGGGUUGUGUGUGAUUUUAUUUUUAUGGGGUACAGGGUAGGGUAGUGAGUUUUUUCCCCCUGGUUUACCUUCACUCUUCUGCUUGUAUUUUCUGUAUAAACAAUGUCUUCAUUGGCCUAGCUAAUGCAGGCCUAUGAUAUGAAGGCAAUUCGCCCGGCGCUCCAACUGACUCCGACAGUUGAACUUGAGGUGAGGAAGACUGUUUCUGGCCUACCAGAGUUACUUCUAUUACAUUUACAUUUUAGUCAUUUAGCAGAUGCUCUUAUCCAGAGCGACUUACAGUUAGUGAGUGCAUCAAUUUUUUUUUCAUACUGGCCCCCCGUGGGAAUCGAACCCACAACCCUGGCGUUGCAAACGCCAUGCUCUACCAACUGAGCUACACGGGACCUCUAUAAUAUAAUGCUUAUCUUUAUACCAAAUAUUAUAUGUUUGAAAAUUAGCCGCCUUUUGUAUGUUUAUCUGUAUAGCAGAAGCAGUAGCCACAUGACAUAAAGAAAUGUGUCGUAGCAUGCCACCGGCAUAUCUCUAUCUCUCUGGGGUUAGGCCUACAUCUUUCUGGGGUUAGGCAUAUAUAUAUAUAUAUGUAUAUGUAUAUGUAUAUGUAUAUGUAUAUAUAUGUAUGUGUAUAUGUGUGUGUGGAUUUGGUUAUUUCAGCCACACCCGUUGCUGACAGGUGUAUAAAAUCGAGCACACAGCCAUGCAAUCUCCAUAGACAAACAUUGGCAGUAGAAUGGCCUGUACUGAAGAGCUCAGUGACUUUCAACGUGGCACCGUCAUAGGAUGCCACCUUUCCAACAAGUCAGUUUGUCAAAAUGUCUGCCCUGCUAGAGCUGCUCCGGUCAACUGUAAGUGCUGUUGUUAUGAAGUGGAUAUGUCUAGGCGAAAUGUCUAGGCGCAACAACAAGAAUUGGUAGGCCACACAAGCUCACAGAACGUGACCGAGUGCUGUAGGGCAUAAAAAUCGUCUGUCCUCGGUUGCAACACUCACUACCGAGUUCCAAACUGCCUCUGGAAGCAACGUCAGCACAAGAACUGUUAGUUGGAAGCUUCAUGAAAUUAUAUAUUUGUAACAUUGGGAGGGGGUGAAUUUUUUAAAUUUUUCUAACACCUUGAGUUGGACCAGCCCCCCCCUUCAGUAAAUGUCAAUCUGUCCCUUGCAUUAAGACACCGAGCCAGCUGAGAUAUGGGUCGGAAAACGUACCGCAAUGUAGGGAUGGGAUGUGCCACUGUACACAAUUUGACCUUUAUCCAAACGGCUCCAUCAAGAACAUUCAAAUACUGCUAGUUUUCCCGGAAAACUGCCCUUUUCGUCCUCAUGCUAGCUAGCAGUAGCCGCAGCAGCCAUUAUGGAAUGGCACAUCGCGUUUAACAACAAAGGAGCUGAUUGGCUGACACUGCCAUUCAUAAAUGGCUUUGGUGGCUACUGCUAGCUAGCAUGAGGAUGAAAAGGGCAGUUUUUAAUGUAACCAUGAUUGCGUUCCGACCCCAGUGCAGCUCAAUGUAAAUAAGCGUGACGGUAGGGUCGGUAUCUUCUGCCAAAGCCCCGUACAAGACCUUAGUAAUGAAUGCAAUGUAACUUAGGCUAAUCCUAACACUAAUUAAUUCCAUGCAUAAGUGGAGGAGGCUACAUAUGUUCAUUUUCAGACCCAGGGAGUUAAUGUUUGCUAUCUAUUUGAUCUACCCAAGCAUGUGAUCCAGAAUAGAUAGGAAGUGACAAUAAGGUACUUUUGGUUCUGGUGAUGCAGACAGACAUGUUUUCACUUUCAUUCUGAGUUCUACCAUUCCAGUACAUGUAGGCUAGUUCAAGUUUCUAAAUUAAGAAGGCUGUGUUUAUUUCAUGCCGUUACUGUACUAAUCAACAGCAAUGGAUAAUGUCCAUCUCAUAUCUGUUUUGUUUCAGGACAUUUUACUCCUGGGACAGGGUCCAACCAAAUCCAGACAAGAUGAACGUGUUCGAUCGAAGUAUAAAUUUUGAUUCCCUUUUUAAAUUUUCUCAAAUGUAAGUAUCUUGGUUUACUAUUUCCACAUAAUGUCUGACAACCGUAAGGAGACUGUGUCACCAUGACUGUGUCAUCAUCAUGAGUCAUUCAUUCAACGGAAGCAGUCUGUACUGGUCACAAACUGGUUUUGCUAGUGUUACAGACAGAGAUGUGUUACCAAAGUAGAAUAUGACUAGAUAGGCCUAACUGAUGAGGUGGACAUUUUUUGUUAGUGUAUUUUCUGUAGAGCUAAACCUGUUCCUCGUACAAUAAAAACUCUCCCCUCUAUCUCAGCACCCGCUCCACUCAGGCUACAAGCCUAGCUAAUUCUGGGUGGGGUGGGGUAGUGAUACAUACAUUAAUCUGUGGAUGUUAGGCUUUGUGGGUGUUGUAUUUUGAAGAGUGUGUCAAUAUAGUUUACUCUUGUUGUCUUGCAACUUAAUGAAGAACAAAAAUAUAUCUAUUCCAUAUACAAUACAGCUCCCACUCCACUCAGCUGCACCUGAAGAAUGUCUACUCCAGCCUGGCCCUGUGCAUGUUUGUGGCUGCAGCUGGAGCCUACGUCCACGUCGUCACCAGGCUCUUCCAGGUAAACAGAGGUGGUGGUAGAGGCAGCAGUGGGAACAAGUGCAACCAAACUAAAGCACUUUAUUAGUGUGCUGUACUAUUAAAGGGCCAAUGCAGCAUUUAAAAAAAAUCUCAAUAUCAAAUCAUUUCUGGAUAACAAUUAAGUACCUUACUGGGAUUUUCAAUUUAAAAGUGUAAAAAAGAAACACAAAUGGCUCAAAUCAAAUUUGAUUUGUCACAUGCUUCAUAAACAACAGGUGUAGACUAACUGUGAAACGCUUACUUACUGGUCCUUUUUCAACAAUGUAGAGUUAAAGAAAAAAAGAUAUUGACACAUGGCUAUAUACAGGGAGUACCAGUACCGAGUCGAUGUGCAGGGGUAUGAGGUUAUUGAGGUAGCUAUGUACGUAUAGGUAGGGCCAAAGUGACUAGGCAACAGGAUAGAUCAUAGACAGUAGCAGCAGCAGGUAACCAUUUUAAUUAGCUAUUUAGCAGUCUUGUUUAGCAGUCUUAUGGCUUGGGGUAGAAGCUAUCAAAAAGAAAAGAGAACCAAGGCACUCUUCAUAUAAUUCAUUAAAAUACCUUUAUUUGUAUGGCAUGUUUAAUGGAACAAAGAUUUUAAAACUCUGAUGCGUUUCGGCUGCAUGGCCUUCAUCGGGGAGUACAAUGAUACAAUGUCUUCUUUUGAACAAACCAUUUUCCAAUCAACCCUAAUUGAAGAGGGAGUGGUCACAGAACAGCCUAUAUUCCAAAUUAAUUGGACAACACCUAGUAAACAACACUAUACAUUCAACAUUGAAAUAGAUAUGCUAUCAAAAUGCACAUCAAGGUCAGAAGUAUUAGAACCACUAGAAAAACAAAGUAGUUCUAGCCUUGAAUAGGAGUGGGAAAAAUUGUGAGAAUAGGAGAGCAAUACAUUUUAUAGUACGCUAGAUGACGGCAAACAUGGAUCAACGCAGUCCAAACAUGGCGUAGGGCAAUAUGUCCACUAGAUGACAGUAAAGGGACCGCUAAGACCCUACAGGAACGGUGAAAAAUCCAUAUCUUCCUUUAAACCAGGGUACUUAGUGGCCUGUAGUUUGUAAAUCCCCCAACAUUCCCUUUGGGUUAGCUGUUGAACGCGGUCCCCUCAUCUAAUUUAGGACUGAACAUGAUCAAUACCCUUAGCUUGUAUGGAGGCAGGGUUGCCAUGGUGUAAGGACUUGUAUUCCCUUGCCAUGGGGUAGUCUUUUAUUUUAUUAUUAUUAUAAUAAAAUAAAUUGGGUGUAGAUCAGGUUUAAUAUUGCAAAUAGAUUGUAGCUUCCAUCAAUGUAAUUGUCUGCAUCAUUUCCAAUCUAUGGGGCAGUCUUUGUUGCCUACCUGUGUGGCGUACUUGUGUCCCACUAAGCGGUCUUAAAGGUGUCUCUUUGUCCGUCCAAUGUAGAAUACCUUGCACUGUGGACAUUCCAAUCUGUAGAUGACAUGAGUGGCUUUACAGAUAAUGAAAUGCUUGACUUGAUACUCCGUGUUAGAAGCUGUAUCAGCAAAAUACUUUUUCUGUGCAGUAUUUUGUCUUUUGAGAGUCACCAUUUUACAUUUGAGUAAUUUAGGAGACGCUCUUAUCCAGAGUGACUUACAGGAGUAAUUAGGGUUAAGUGCCUUGCUCAAGGGUGCAUCGACAGAUUUUUCACGUUGUCGGCUCCGGAUUCGAACCAGCCAACCUUUCGGUUACUGGCCCAACACUCUUAACCACUAGAUUACCUGCUGCGAAGGUAGCUGUGGACUAGUUUGUUAUUUAGGGUAAUACCUCUCUUAAAGUUUAUGACUGGUGGCUCUGGGAAGACUUUGCGUAGUAGUGUAUGACUUUGGAUGAUUCCCCAAUUAUUUUAAAGUUCUCUGCUUCAGUGCUAUAUUUUGUAACAAAGUACACUCUGGUGCAUCACGAGGAGCUCCCCUCUGUAAAAAGUCCACUGUCAAGACGUCCUUGUCCCUGCAUCUUUCAGAACCUGACUACUGUAACCCCGGCUCAAGAAGCGAUUCUCCAAUUCAGCAGAUUGGACACGUCUGUUUCCUGAUCGCAAAUUCUGCAGACUAUUUGGAAUUGUCCAUAAGGAACGUUCUCUUUUAGCCUUUUGGGGUGGAAACUGUCUGUUCAGGGUCCUGUUGGUUCCAGACUUGGGCUUUCACACAUUUUUGGGGCCUUCUUCUGACACUGCCUGGUAUAGAGGUCCUGGAUGGCAGGGAGCAAGGCCCCAGUGGUGUACUGGGCUGUACUCAAUAUUAGAGGUCUUCACAGGUCCAAAAAACUUUUGCCACACUCGGAGUGAGGCUCUAUGACUGUAGCCUAUUGCUGCUUUGAUGACUUAUGAUUGGCCAACAGCAAGCUACAUGUGCAACGCUCCACUCGUGAAAAGCAAGGGUAGCAGCAUAAAUAAUACAAUUUCUCUCUACUGCAGCAGUUGCAUUCAGAUCUGUACGAGUCCUACCGGCCAAGUCAGUUAAAAUUACACAUACUCAAGACCGUGACAAUCAGAUCCGACCCAGACCCGUGAUAUUAUUUAGAAUUCUGGAUCCCGCUUGGGUCCUGGAUCGGGUCUCGGGUGUUCGGGUACAGGUGGAUCCGUGAAGACCUCUACUCACCACCCUCUGUAGCGCCUUGCGGUCGGAUGCCUUGUAGUUUCAGUACAAAGCGAUUAUGCAGCCAGUCAAGAUGCUCUCAAUGGUGUAGCUGUAUAACUGUUUGAGGAUCUGAGGGCCCAUGCCAAAUAUUUUCAGCCCCCUGAGGGGGAAGAGGCACUAUCGUGUCAUCUUCACAACUGUGUGGGGGUUUGUGGACCAUGUUAAUUCCUUGUUGAUGUGGACACAGAGGAACAUGAAGCUCUUGACCCGCUCUACUACAGCCCCAUUGAUGUAGAUGGGGGAGUGCUCACCCCUCCGUUUCCUGUCGUCCACGAUCGGCUCCUUUUGUCUUGCUGAUGUUGAGGGAGAGGUUGUUGUCCUGGCACCACACUGCCAGGUCUCCGGCCUCCUCCCUAUAGGCAGCCUCGUGAUCAGUCCUACAAACCAUUGUGUCGUCAGCAAACUUAAUGAUGGCAUUGGAGCCAUGCAUAGCCACGCAGUCAUGGGUGAACAGGAAGUACAGGAGGGGGCUAAUGCCACGCUCAAAACAACUGGAAACUCUGAAAAAUACGAAGUCAAAUCAUGACGUCAGUGAUCUUUAGGUCGGAAAGUCGGAGCUCUAGAAAGAGGCCAGAGUUCCCGAGUUGGAAUUCUGAGUUGGAUGACCGUUCAAAUCGAUAAUAUAGAGUUCCCAGUUGUUUUGAACGCGGCGUUAGCACGCACCCCUGAGGGGCCCCCAUGUUGAUGGUCAGUGUGGCAGAUGUGUUGUUGCCUACCCUCACUGUCUGGUGGUUGCCUGUCAGGAAGUCCAGGAUCCAGUUGCAGAGGGAGGUGUUCAGUCUAGGGUUGUCCCCGACAAAAAAAAAAAAAACCUUGGUUGACUGAGAGCCAUCUGUUCUUUUGACCAAUUAAUUGGUAAACAUUUUCAAACGUGUAUUUUUCUAUAUAGACACACCCUAUGUGUUUUAAUAAAAUCAACUACACUGCUCAAAAAAAUAAAGGAACACUAAAAUAACACAUCCUAGAUCUGAAUGAAUGAAAUAAUCUUAUUAAAUAUUUUUUUCUUUACAUAGUUGAAUGUGCUGACAACAAAAUCACACACAAAUUAUCAAUGGAAAUCAAAUUUAUCAACCCAUGGAGGUCUGGAUUUGGAGUCACCCUCAAAAUUAAAGUGGAAAACCACACCACAGGCUGAUCCAACUUUGAUGUAAUGUCCUUAAAACAAGUCAAAAUGAGGCUCAGUCUUGUGUGUGUGGCCUCGACCUCCCUACAACGCCUUGGCAUGCUCCUGAUGAGGUGGCGGAUGGUCUACUGAGGGAUCUCUUCCCAGACCUGGACUAAAGCAUCCGCCAACUCCUGGACAGUCUGGUGCAACGUGGUGUUGGUGGAUGGAGCGAGACAUGAUGUCCCAGAUGUGCUCAAUUGGAUUCAGGUCUGGGGAACGGGCGGGCCAGUCCAUAGCAUCAAUGCCUUCCUCUUGCAGGAACUGCUGACACACUCCAGCCACAUGAGGUCUAGUAUUGUCUUGCAUUAGGAGGAACCCAGGGCCAACCGCACCAGCAUAUGGUCUCACAAGGGGUCUGAGGAUCUCUUUUCGGUACCUAAUGGCAGUCAGGCUACCUCUGGCGAGCACAUGGAGGGCUGUGCGGCCCCCCCCAAAGAAAUGCCACCCCACACCAUGACAGACCCACCGCCAAACCGGUCAUGCUGGAGGAUGUUGCAGGCACCAGAACGUUCUCCACGGCGUCUCCAGACUCUGUCACAUGUGCUCAGUGUGAACCUGCUUUCAUCUGUGAAGAGCACAGGGCGCCAGUGGCGAAUUUGCCAAUCUUGGUGUUCUCUGGCAAAUGCCAAACGUCCUGCACGGUGUUGGGCUGUAAGCACAACCCCCACCUGUGGACGUCGGGCCCUCAUACCACCCUCAUGGAGUCUGUUUCUGACCAUUUUGAGCAGACACAUGAACAUUUGUGGCCUGCUGGAGGUCAUUUUGCAGGGCUCUGGCAGUGAUCCUCCUUGCACAAAGGCGGAGGUAGCGGUCCUGCUGCUGGGUUGUUGCCCUCCUACGACCUCCUCCACGUCUCCUGAUGUACUGGCCUGUCUCCUGGUAGCGCCUCCAUGCUCUGGACACUACGCUGACAGACACAGCAAACCUUCUUGCCACAGCUCGCAUUGAUGUGCCAUCCUGGAUGAGCUGCACUACCUGAGCCACUUGUGUGGGUUGUAGACUCCGUCUCAUGCUACCACUAGAGUGAAAGCACCGCCAGCAUGCUAAAGUGACCAAAACAUCAGCCAGGAAGCAUAGGAACUGAGAAGUGGUCUGUGGUCACCACCUGCAAAACCAGUCCUUUAUUGGGGGUGUCUUGCUAAUUGCCUAUAAUUUCCACCUGUUUUCUAUUCCAUUUGCACAACAGCAUGUGAAAUUUAUUGUCAAUCAGUGUUGCUUCCUAAGUGGACAGUUUGAUUUCACGAAAGUGUGAUUGACUUGGAGUUACAUUGUGUUGUUUAAGUGUUUCCUCUUUUUUUCUGAGCAGUGUAUAUGCAUUGAGCUUGUCUGAUGCUUUAAGUGCACUGUUUGAUUAAAUAAUUAAAACACACAAAUGACUCGAGGGAGCCAGGUCAAGAUGACCAGAACCUGUUCCCGAUCCUCCUCCUGCUGUCCUUCGCCGAUUCUGCCGUUACGCUCCCGAAGUUGCCGGUAAUAGGCAAUUUACAAUUUGUCUUACCAUUUCUACCAAUCUGCGUCCCACUUAUGAUUUUCAUAUGCAAAUUUUGUGGAACACUUUAAUUUCUAUUAAAAUAACAUAAUUUGUUCUAUUGCCAACUAGGUACAAAUAGGCUACAUAAAGCCAACAAUUAAGAACAUUGCAGGUAGAAAAUAUCCUGACUAUAAGUAUCCUAUAAAGGUUUGUUCUUCAAUCGCAAUAAUAAUAAUAAUAAUAAUAAUAAUAAUAAUUAGUCAUUUAGCAGACGCUCUUAUCCAGAGCGACUUACAGGAUCAAUUAGGGUUAAGUGCCUUGCUCAAGGGCACAUCGACAGAUUUUUCACCUAGUCGGUUCGGGGAUUAGAACCAGCGACCUUUCGGUUACUGGCACAACGCUCUUAACCACUAAGCUACCUACUCCGCCUUUCUGCAACGAACUUGAAACAUUGUAUCAACUGGGUAUGGCCUGCAGCUCCCGCUAGCAAACUUGCAAAAUUGUAUUAACAAUUCUGGACCCUCAGUGAGUAGAGCUGUAUUUGCGCAAGGGACAAUAAGUAAUCAGGUCUUUCAUGAUGUUUCCACUGCAUCAGAGCAUUACAUUUUUCCCUUUCACAACGAGGCUCAGUGGUUAUCAAAAGGGAGAGCGCUGGGUCGAUUUCUCAAAUAGCCAACAUUAGGAACUAUUGCCAUUCUCAAUGGAUGUAAAAACUUGCUGUUUGAGGUGAAGAGAAAUACUUUGAAGCUCCACAGCUCUUUUAGUGGUGGUGAGUUAAGACAAUCAGAAAUGCUGUCAGACAUCCCCAAAUCUGCUCAUUUAUAAAUUUGCGCGCCGGCCAGGUAGCCUUUCUAUGUGUAAUCGGGUGCGUGUCCUUACACAACCUUGAAAGGAGCGUUCCAAACAGAAUACAAUGAAACUUGUUUAUCACAAGUGUAGAAUAGGUUGUGAGCUCUACAAACAGCUUGUCCACUCCGACAAUGAGAAUGGUAAACAACUGUAAUAAUAACCUAUUGAAUGCAUUAACAUAAAUUACCGUAACCAAACAAACAUUGUAGAUUAGAAAUUAUGGGAAUUAACGUUAAAUGUACUACUGUUGAUAUAUGAAAUGGUGAAUUGAUACACUAACAGAGGCAAACAAUUUACACAAUGAAGUGAUGAAAAAAUUUGCAUGAAUUGGGGGGAGCACAUUCUGGAGAGAAUCUAAGCCACACUCCCCUUCUUGACACAACAUUUAAAAUGUAUACCCAAGACACAUUAUCUUCACACAUACUGUAGGCCCAAGAUAAACAAUGCAAUUUCACUUAUUUUAUCAAUUUAAUUAAAUUGCUUGGCGUGCUGAGGAAAAUACCCUCGUGGCACACAUGCCUUACAAUGCCGAUGCCUGUCUUAGAGUGAUGACUGUGCCAUCCCCGCUGCCUCCAAUGGAUUAGUCUACUGAGACAGGCGUGAAUCAGACCGGUGUCUCGUGUGCCAUGACAUAAAUAAUAAUUAGCAACUGCUCGACUAAAAAAUCUCGCUUGACUAACAGCCUGUCGACUAAAUGGGGUCAGCCCUAGUUCAGUCACAGAUUCCUGAGCUUGGUGAUGAGCUUGGAGAGGACUAUGGUGUUGAAUGCUGAGCUGUAGUCAAUGAACAGCAUUCUUACAGCGGUAUUCCUUUUGUUCAGGUGGGUGAGGGCAGUGUGGAGUGCAAUUGAGAUGGCGUCAUCUGUGGGGGCAGUACGCGAAUUGGAAUUGCUCCAGGGUGUCUGGGAUGAUGGUGUUGAUGUGAGCCGUGACCAGCCUCAAAGCAUUUCAUGGCUAUAGAUGUGAGUGCUACGGGGUGAUAGUCAUUUAGGCAGGUUACCUUGGCCUUCUUGGGAAUGGGGACUAUACACGUCCUGGUGUUCCGUCUGACCCCGCGGCCUUGCAAAUUUUAACCUGUUUAAAGGUCUUACUCACAUCGGCUAGGGAGAACAAGUUCACACAGUCAUCUGGAACAGAUGGUGCUCGUGUUGCUUGCCUAGAAGCGAGCAACAAGACAUUUCGCUGGUCAGGUAGGCUCGCAUCGCUGGGCAGUUUCCCUUUGUAAUCAGUGAUAGUUUGCAAGCCCUGCCACAUCUGUCGAGAGUCAGAGCCGGCGUACUAGGAUUCGAUCUUAGUCCUGUAUUGAAGCUUUGCCUGCUUGAUGGCUCGUCAACGGUCAUAGCGGGAUUUCUUAUAAGCGUCCGGAUUAGUGUCCCGCUCCUUGAAAGCGGCAGCUCGAGCCUUUAGCUCAGUGCAGAUGUUGCCUGUACUCCAUGGCUUCUGGUUGGGAUAUGGUCACUGUGGGGACGACGUCGUCGAUACACUUAUUACUUGACUCGUUUUGCGCAUUCUAACUUACAACUGAACAGUAACUGAAUGCCUCGAUGUCUGCCUGCUUCAUAUAACAAGCCACGGCCACGUGACUCGCUGUCUGUAGGAGCGAUUCAUUUUCAUGAAUGGGGUGGUGUACCUAAUAAACUGUCUGGUGAGUGUAUAACACAGGAAGACCACGUUUCUGACUGCAUUAGGCCUUUAACAAAACUUAAGUGUGUGGAGAGUGGGGGGUAGAUUUCACAAAAGAUGGCCAUAUAACAUACGAUUGAUUGUAUGUGGUAACGCAUUGAUGUUUUUUCAUUAACUGGUGAAUGGCGAUCACCAUUGAUGUUAUUAUAUUAUUAUAAUAACUAUUGCUGUGUGUUUUGUGUCCAUUUAGGGUGGGCUGUUGACCAUGCUGGGCUCCCUGGCCAUGAUGGCCUGGCUGGCUAUGACUCCCCACAGCCCUCUGACUGAGAAGAAGAGACUGGCCAUCCUCUCCGGUUUUGCCUUCUUCACAGGUAACCUCAUCUGCUCCAUAGCUCUGUCAGAAAAAUCGAUUUCUGUAUGCUAGCUAUGAUUACCAGCUUAUACGAACGGGAGUUAGCAUUUAGCAGUCGCUUCUUAUAAACCUGAAAAGGGACAACUUCUACAUGGUUUGCAGCGAAAACAGCUAAAUAAACUCAGCAAAAAAAGAAACGUCCUCUCACUGUCAACUGCGUUUAUUUUCAGCAAACUUAACAUGUGUAAAUAUUUGUAUGAACAUAAGAUUCAACAACUGAGACAUAAACUGAACAAGUUCCACAGACAUGUGACUAAUAGAAAUUGAAUAAUGUGUCCCUGAACAAAGGGGGUGUCAAAAGUAAGUCAGUAUCUGGUAUGGCCACCAGCUGCAUUAAGUACUGCAGUGCAUCUCCUCCUCAUGGACUGCAUUAUAUUUGCCAGUUCUUGCUGUGAGAUGUUACCCCACUCUUCCACCAAGGCACCUGCAAGUUCCUGGAAAUUUCUGGGGGGGAAUGGCCCUAGCCCUCACCCUCCGAUCCAACAGGUCCCAGACGUGCUCAAUGGGAUGGAGAUCCGGGCUCUUCGCUGGCCAUGGCGGAACACUGACAUUCCUGUCUUGCAGGAAAUCAUGCACAGAAUGAGCAGUAUGGCUGGUGGCAUUGUCAUGCUGGAGGGUCAUGUCAGGAUGAGCCUGCAGGAAGGGUACCACAUGAGGGAGGAGGAUGUCUUCCCUGUAACGCACAGCGUUGAGAUUGCCUGCAAUGACAAGCUCAGUCCGAUGAUGCUGUGACACACAGCCCCAGACCAUGACGGACCCUCCACCUCCAAAUCGAUCCCGCUCCAGAGUACAGGCCUCGGUGUAACGCUCAUUCCUUUGACGAUAAACGAGAAUCCGACCAUCACCCCUAGUGAGACAAAACCGCGACUCGUCAGUGAAGAGCACUUUUUGCCAGUCCUGUCUGGUCCAGCGACGGUGGGUUUGUGCCCAUUGGCGACGUUGUUGCCGGUGAUGUCUGGUGAGGACCCGCCUUACAACAGGCCUACAAACCCUCAGUCCAGCCUCUCUCAGCCUAUUGCGGACAGUCUGAGCACUGAUGGAGGGAUUGUGCGUUCAUGGUGUAACUCGGGCAGUUGUUGUUGCCAUCCUGUACCUGUCCCCCAGGUGUGAUGUUCGGAUGUACCGAUCCUGUGCAUGUGUUGUUACACGUGGUCUGCCACUGCGAGGACGAUCAGCUGUCCAUCCUGUCUCCCUGUAGCGCUGUCUUAGGCGUCUCACAGUACGGACAUUGCAAUUUAUUGCCCUGGCCACAUCUGCAGUCCUCAUGCCUCCUUGCAGCAUGCCUAAGGCACGUUCACGCAGAUGAGCAGGGACCCUGGGCAUCUUUCUUUUGGUGUUUUUCAGAGUCAGUAGAAAGGCCUCUUUAGUGUCCUAAGUUUUCAUAACUGUGACCUUAAUUGCCUACCGUCUGUAAGCUAUUUGUGUCUUAACGACCGUUCCACAGGUGCAUGUUCAUUAAUUGUUUAUGGUUCAUUGAGCAAGCAUGGGAAACGGUGUUUAAACCCUUUACAAUGAAGAUCUGUGAAGUUAUUUGGAUUUUUACGAAUUCUUUGAAAGACAGGGUCCUGAAAAGGGGAUGUUUCUUUUUUUGCUGAGUUUAUAUCCAAAUCGGACUUUAGCAACCACAUUGUGGGCCUGUUAAAAUACAUAAACCUUGACGGAUGAUGAAUAUCCACUUUGUUAGAUCAGAUUUGUUGAAUGUGGGCCAAUCUGGUCAAUGGAACAUCUGUGUUCCAUUGACUCCUUUACCGCAUCUAUAUUGGUCAUGGAGAAAUCCAAACCAGUCUAAUUGGAAUGAAUGGCAGUCGAGGCAUAACCCUUUUUUGUUAUCAACCUUUUUAUUUAUUUUUAAAGGAACACAGACAAUAACAAAAAGCAGCAGGAAUGGUUAUGCAGUAGGUAAAUACAAUUAGAAUAGACCACAUAGCCUAUACAUCCAUACACUGAGUGUAGAAAACAUUAAAGACGCCUUCCUAAUAUUGAGUUGCACCCCCCUUUUUCCCUCUCAACAGCCUCAAUUCGUUGGGGCAUGGAUUCUACAAGGUAUCGAAAGCGUUCCACAGGGAUGCUGGCCCCAUGUUGACUCCAAUGCUUCCCACAGUUGUCAAGUUGGCUGGAUGUCCUUUGGGUGGUGGACCAUUAUUGAUACACACGAGAAACUGUUGAGCGUGAAAAACACAGCAGCGUUGCAGUUCUUGACACAAACCGGUGCGCCUCGCACAUACUACCAUACCCUAUUCAAAAGCGCUUAAAUAUUUUGUCUUGCCCAUUCACCCUCUGAAUGGCACACAUACACAAUCCAUGUCUCAAGGCUUCAAAAUCUUUCUAUAACCUGUCUCCUCCCCUUCAUCAAGUUACAUCAAUAAGGGAUUAUAGCUUUCACCUGGUCAGUCGGUCAUGUUUUGUACACUCUGUGUAUAUCGCCCACCCGUGAUGCAUCAACCCACCCUCCAACCCCUCCUGGCGACUACCCCAACCCACCCAACCUGAACUCCAUGAAAUUAAAUACAAAAUCAAGCAAUUGUGAUAAAAUCAGAAGGGUACACUUUUGCACAUGAGUAACAAGUAAAGAAAAUAAUGGCAAUCGGUUGGGAAAUAAACUCACUACAGUAGUUAUUUUGAUAACUAGCUGUCAAUUGUUGCUGUCAAACCUGACAACGUUAUACGUCUUUACUGUAAUGACAUUAGUGGUGAAUUAUCAUUAAGUAAUAACAGUUUGGUGGAUCAAGGUAUGGUGAUAUCAAGUACGUCAGAUAAGACGGAGGAUACCUCUUUCCAAAAUAUCUUCACACCCGAGAACUCCCAGUACACAUGCAUAAAGGUAUCUUGGUUACAUGGGUCACACAGAGGAGAGAUUAUGAUUUCUAGGUGUAAGGUGAAAUUAAGUAUGUCAGCUGAUGAUUGGGAUUCUUAGAAGAACCCGCUAAGUUCUCCCAUACAGGAUCCCAACAAAUAUCAACAGUAGAUGGUUUUCUUAUCCAUUGAUUCUUAACUGGUACUGAUUUUUGUAAGCUGCAACUAACAUAACAGUAUACAGAUCAGUAACCAAACUCUGAGUUACCAUGUCUAUCUAAUAUUCUAUGUAGUUUAUGUUGUGGGAGGGAUGAGUCCCGAGGGACACCAUACGCCCGCAUUGGUGAUCUUUAACGUAGAUAAAAGAAAGUACCAGGUAAUUGAAAUAUAGCCCUAAGAUCAUUCAAGACUUGCAAACCUUAAUCUCUAAAUAGAUCAUCCAAAACAUGCACUCCCUAUCCUCCCAUUGAGUGAAUGAAAAGGGGAUACCCCCAGAAAGAAGGGAAUGAUUGUGGAAAAUUGGUGACUGAGCAUGCCACUUCUGUAUUGUUAGAUUACUUUUCUACUAAGCGCCAUGUGAGUAAGAAGGAAAUUAGUGUUCCAAGACCGUAACUUGGUAGAUUUUUAUGGUACAGCAGAAUUUACUAGAUCCUGAAGUCUGUGUGGUAAGUACAUUUACCCAUCCUGCCUGGUACAGGCUGCUUGCGGUGGUGUGCUGGUGUAAAUCAACUGAAAUGGUUCCGAAAAAUAAGUGCUCACAGGCCAAAUGUAGAACAAUGGGGAUCCAAGGAAUGGAGCGAGAAAGAUAAGCAGCCAUCUUUCUGCAUGUCACGUGAUUCCCAUCAGUCAGAGGCAUAAUCUUGAUUUGACUUAAGCAGGAAAAUUUAAAGUAAGGCAUGUGAUAUCAGAAAAUGUGUAAUAGAAUUGUCAAACUAAAAUAUUGUCAUAUUAUUAUAAAUACAGUUUAUACAGGUUUUAGAACAAUUCUGUAUAAAUAUCCUCAAAUAUUUAAACAGACAAAUGUCUCAAUUUUUUUUUUUUUCUUGGAAAGCUGUGAGUGCUAUUAUAUGAUACAAUAUCAGUACUUGUUGCAUUUACAACUUGUUUAAGUCCUAUUAUCAACUGAUUUCAGCCAAUGUAUGGCUGUGGAUUGACUGCAUUGUUUGAAUGGAAUGUUUGCAUAUUGGUAGUUAAUUUGAAAGAUUUAUGAAAUUAUUCCUCUAAAAGUGGAUGGCUAGCUAGUGAACAAACAUAAAAUGCAUAUACAUUCUUCAAACUCAUUAUUUUACACUUUCUUAUCACAAUGGCUGACCUUUAUCCCAUCAUAAAAAGGUUCAUGUCCAUUCUACUAUUCUAAUUUCUAAUUCUAUGGUUUCCUCCAUAUUCCCAUGAGGGGGAGGGUACGAUUGCACACUUCUAAAGAAGGGUAGAGAAUCGGAACGCAGCCUAUGUAUUUUUAGUUAUUGAAGUAGUCAUGAGCUGAUGUUUUAUGUUUUCCUUUCCCUCUUCAUUUCAGGUGUUGGUUUGGGCCCAGCCAUGGAUUAUGUCAUCUCUAUUAACCCAAGGUAAGAUGACAGUAAUAAUAUGUAUAGUAGCUAGUUCCUUUUGAAUGAGGGGUUUCUCCUGAGGUGACUGAAUGAGUCUUUUCUCACAUCUCUCUGCUUUCCCCCUCCAACCAGCAUCAUUGUGACAGCCUUCCUGGGGACCUCCAUAAUCUUUCUGUGCUUCACGCUGAGUGCCCUCUAUGCCCAGCGCAGGAGCUACCUCUUCCUUGGAGGUAAAGUGCGGAACCUUCAUAUUCAUGCAUAAUGUACCAAGUAAUGAAAGACGAGCACUGUAGUUUUGAGUUCCACAUAGUGGGUGUGGAAGCGGUGACAUUUUUGUUGUUGUUGCAAUCUAUAAAUAAGGACAAACCACCUGGUACCGACAACCUGGAUGGGAAAUUGCUGAGGUUGGUGGUGGAAUACAUUGUGACUCCUGUUUGCCACAUCUUAAAUGUAAGCCUAUAAGACUGUGUGUGCCCUCAGACAUGGAGGGAGGCAAAGGUCAUUCCGCUACACAAGAAUAGCAGAGCACCCACCCUUUAAUGGUUUAAACAGCCGACCAAUCAGCCUAUUACAAGUGCUUAGCAAACAUUUGGAGAAAAAAAAUGUUUUAUCAAAUAUACAGUAAGGGAAAAAAGUAUUUGAUCCCCUGCUGAUACUUAUUUCCCUCGUUUUAAAAUGCAAAUCAAUUUAUAACAUUUUUGACAUGCGUUUUUCUGGAUUUUGUUGUUGUUAUUCUGUCUCUCACUGUUCAAAUAAACCUACCAUUAAAAUGAUAGACUGAUCAUGUCUUUGUCAGUGGGCAAACGUACAAAAUCAGCAGGGGAUCAAAUACUUUUUUCCCUCACUAGUUAUUUUACAGAAAACAAAUGAACAACCGAUUUUCAGCAUGCUUAUAGGGAAGUGCAGAGCUGUUCUGUUAGACUUCACUGCAGCUUUUGAUGUCAUUGAUCAUAAGCUAUUGCUGAAAAAACGUAGGUAUUAUGGAUUUGCCUUAUUAUGGAUUGAGAGUUACCUAUCUAAUAGAACAGAGGGUUUUCGUUAAUGGAAGCCUCUCUCAUGCAACUUCAGUUGUGUGCGUACCGCAGGGCAGCCGGCUAGGGCCAUUAUUGUUUUCUGUUUUUACUAAUGACUUUCCACUGAUCUUGAAUAAAGCCUGUGUCUAUGCACGCUGAUAACUCAACAGUAUACACGUUGGCUGCCACAGUAAAAUAAUUAACUGACACCCUUAACAUAGAGCUCCAGUCAGUUUUAGAAUGGGUAACUAGCAAUAGGCUGGUGCUAAAUAUCUCAAAAACUAAAAGCAUAAUUUUGGGGACAAAUCACUCGCUCAACGCUAAACCUCAUUUAGAUAUAUUAUUGAAUAAUGUGGCGAUUGAGCAAGUUGAGGAGACUAAACUGCUGGGUAUAACUCUAGAUAGCAAGCUGUCAUGGUCAAAACAUAAACAUAUAGACUCAAUGGUUGCUAAAAUGGGAAGAGGUCUGUCUUCCUUUCAUUUCAGUUGACCAGACAAGUCCCACAGGCCCUAGUUUUGUCGCACCUGGACUACUGCCAAUCUGUGUAGUCAUGUGCGGCAAAGAGGGACAUCAGUAAAUUGCAGUUGGUCCAGAACAAAGCAGCACGUAUCGCACUUAGGUGUACACAGAGGGCAAGUGUCAGUAACAUGCAUGUCAAUCUCUCCUGGCUCAAAGUUAAGGAGAGAUUGAAUGCAUCACUAUUGGUCUUUGUGCGAGGUAUUGAUGUGUUGAAGGUACCGAACUGUCUGUUCAAGCAGUUGGCACACAGUUUGGACACUCAUUGGUACAACACAAGACAUGCAACCAGAGGUCUCUUCACAGUCCCCAGGUCCAGAACAGAGGCUGGGAAACGCACAGUAUUAAAUACAGCCAUAACUACACGGAACUCUCUGCCACACCAGGUAACUCAAGCGAGCAAUAAAACCAGAUUAAAAAAAACAACAGAUAAAAUAACAGACUGGGAAGAGACACAGCCAUUUUAUAUAUAUUGUAUUGUAAUUUGCACUUAUGUAUUAGCCUACAUAUCAGUACAUACACACAAUAUCAAGGUCUAUGUGUGAAGUUUUUUAAAUGUAUGUAGUUCAGUCCUUGACUAAUGUUCUGUACUAUGUAUUAUGUCAUGUUUCAUGUGGCACCGAGGAAGAGUAGCUGCUGCUUUUGCAGCAGCUAAAGGGGAUCCUAAUAAAUACCAAAGUGUUCUUUGCUGCUAACCAGAUAUUGUGUAAUGUAAAGGAACUGAAACUAUAGAAAGUAAACUCGCACACCUUGAAGUGCUACCAGGUGCAUGGAGAAAAAAGUGUGCUCAUUACGUGUGCUGGAGUUGUCCUUUUUAUUAAGGAACUGAAACUUACCACUCUGGAUUUAGGGAGACUGUGCUCACUAAAUACAAACGUCAUACUAAACCAAUGUUACCAAAUGCACAUACCCCAAGUUGUUAAUAAAGAAGUUUCCAACUUUCUAUUCUGUUCAUUUAUUUAUCGAACAUUUUCUUCUCUCCGUCUUUCAGGUACUCUGAUGUCCGGACUGUCCAUCCUGCUCCUGGUCUCUUUCCUCAACAUGUUCCUGGGGUCUGUCAUGUUGUUUACGGUAAAGAGGAAAACAACCCAAUAUUGUCAUGUUUGCUGUUUUUUUAUCCAUUAUUAUUGCUACACAGUGCUACACAGUGCUGUCCAACACUACUCUUUAUGGACUUAGCUAUGACUUAGUGUGCUGGUUGUCAUUUUCACCAAUCAAGCAUUUCUCUCUGUGUGUGUAGGCUCACGUGUACCUUGGCCUGGCCAUCAUGUGUGGAUUCGUGCUGUUUGACACUCAACUCAUCAUUGAAAAGGCUGAGAUGGGAGACAAAGACUACAUCUGGUAAGGGACACACACUCUCUCUGGACCUGGUGAGGAGGGUGAGUGGUUAGAUGUUGAAACAUAAUUUUUUGUAAUCUGGAAUUUCGAAACUUGUAUGGGUGUGUCUGUCAGCCUGUGGCUCUAAAUUAAAAUGUUUCAUUGGUACCACUGGUACUCCCAGCUUAAAGUUAUGAGCACAACAACAUUUAGGAGCACCAGAAAAUAGGAUACAUUUAAAAAAAAAUUGAGAUAUAGCUUAUAACUUAUAUUUUCAUUUUAGUCAUUUAGCAGACGCUCUUAUCCAGAGCGACAUACAUAUAAUUUUUUCUUCAUACUGGCCCCCCGUGGGAAUCGAACCCACAACCCUGGCAUUGCAAGCGCCAUGCUCUACCAACUGAACUACACUGGGCCCAUAUGAAUUCGACCUACUUCUGAAGCACAUGUUGUGUCAUAGAAACUUAUAGGUAACCCUGUAAAUACAUUUGUUAAUGAUAAAAAGCAAAAAUGUUGAUACAAAUACCCGUCAUUGAAAAUAGUUAUUUGUUGAAUAUUAGAUUUCUACAUAGUUGGGGCCCUAUAAAAUGUAUUUCCCGUUUUGUUUUGCCCAAAUUCCGUUUCCAGGUUUAGAUUUUCAAUUUAUUUUCAGGUUUUCACUUUCAAAAUCACUUUUUAAAUAGAACAUCCAGUUUUGUUGUUUUUCUAAAUCCACAACAAUGCUUAAACCACAUCAGGUGACCACAUAAGAUAUUUUUAAUUUUUAAGUGUAGUUACCUUUUAAUUCAAGUGCACACCAUGCACCUAUAGCAAUAGACUGUUUGGUUCAAAGUGUUUCUGUAGCCCAUGUGUGUGUGUGUGCAGAGUAUGCAAAACAAAUGCUCAAUGGAUUGAUGCAAGUAAGCAUGAGAUCUUUCUGCCAGGUAGGGAUAGGCUACUUUGUAGUUAACAUUUAAUUGAAAAGGUUUUUGAGAGAGCCUUUCCAUCUACCAGAAAGCAGUUAUCAUUAGCAUCGCUAACGGCUACACAAAGUGGUAGACAUACGCACAAACGGCACAGCGCGCACACAGACAGGACAUUCCUGUGCUUUGCAUCUUCAGAAAGUUGCAGGAAAUACGAAUCACUGAUGCAUUCUGUUUAUGUCUCAUGAUAUGGGUGGCAGGUAGCUUAGUGGGUAAGAGCGUUGUGCCAGUAACCGAAAGGUCGCUGGUUCUAAUCCCUGAGCCGACUAGGUGAAAAAUCUGUCUGUGCCCUUAAGCAAGGCACGUAACCCUAAUUGCUCAUGUAAAUCGCUCUGGAUAAGAGCGUCUGCUAAAUGACUAAAAUGUAAAUGAUUAUACUUGGGCUAAUUUAAUUAAUCUUGAAAUGUUUGGGCUAGAAACAAUCCGUUGGAUGUAGCCUAGUAAUGGUGCAACCAUAACGCUGUGCUGGCUUUUUUCUCUAAGGCACUCGGAAACAACAGUACAGCGAAGACUAAUCAUUACAACUAUUAUUAUCUGCUUGUUUUUUUUCUAGGCUCACUGGUGCUCCCAAAUUAAAAUUCCAGGUCGCACAACAGAAUAUUAAGGAGCAUAUGGUCGCACUUUAGAUUGCCCACGCAAUCUUUCCUUCUCAAACACAGAAAAACAUACAGUAGGGUAUACAAUGCACUUGGUAUUGUGGCUCAUCAAAAGUUUUAGAAGAUAUUUGAUAACACUUCUCUCUUCACCCUAUUGAAGGCAUUCUGUGGAUCUCUUCUUGGACUUUGUGACCAUCUUCAGGAAGCUCAUGGUUAUUCUGGCCAUGAAUGAGAAGGUACAAUAUUGACAGUGUAUUGCUUUUUAUAUAGUAUACCGACUAUAUGAUACUUCCACUAUCUCUCAUACACAUUGCUAUGUUUUGAACCAUAUAAAAACAUGAACCUAGGACCAGAAAGCAUUCUAAAUACAAUGUGUACGAUUAACCAGCAUAUUGUAGUGUUGUACUUUGCAUGGUUUAAUGUCAAUUAGCUGAAGUGAAAAUGGAUGUCUGUUUUAUAAAGAGCUGUAUUGUUCUCUUUAUUUAGCAGGACAACAAGAAGAAGGAGAAGAAGUAAAUGUGGAGGAAUGCAAGCAAAUAAAAUAUCUGUGACCUGGAAUUGCAUCAGGAGUGCUUCUGCUGCAUUCACAUUAAUUGCUUAAUUAUUCUAAAUCAUUAUUUAGACCAUAUUUGAUUUUGUACUUUGAUAUAGUGUCUUAAUUUUUAGGAAUCGAUUGGUUGGAUUUGGAAUUUGGCGUAAGGUUUGAUGUAUUUAAAAGUAGAUGUGAAGGUCCUAGACGUCCCCGUGUUUUUUUUUUGGUGUUUUCUUAAAGAACUCCCGUUUUGAAGGGAUGGUGUAGUUUUGUGAAGUUAACUAACAGACUUAUUUAGAUAGUUAUUUUUGCGUUGUCAGGUAACGAUUUGAGGAGACAAUUUGUUUGUUCUUUGCUCUUCCAUCUGAUUAAGUAGGAAAUCAAUGCCUCAAAUAAUUUUAAAAGGCCACUUUUUAUAUACCUACUGAUAAAAGUGCAGUAUCCGUUUGGAGUUGUGGGAGGUUGUUAAUUCUGUGAAUGUCCAUUUGGGAAUUCUGCCACUUAACCCCCCCACACCAUUAUUAGUCUCAAUUAUGACAUCACAGGCUUUCAGCGUUGCGAUGAGUAAUGAAGAACAUGAGUUUGUAAGGUGGUCAUUUACAUGGUUUAUCAUUUAUUAGCACAUGACAAAUAUUACUACUGCUAUUACAGUACAAUCCCAUUUUACUGAAGUCAUGCGUUUAACAUUUCCCCUUGACUGAUCAGAGUAAUUUACUGGUUUAAUUUAAGGCAUUGAUUGUCUCAAAGUGAGGCUGCUCUAACCACAGUCUUUUUAUGUUGUAGGUUGUGCCAUUUAGGGGAUAUUAGUUUUUUUAAUAAGAUGCAAAUGAUAGAGCAGACCAAGCUUUGCAUCUUAAAUGUUAAAUAUCUAGACCUGACAGGACUCAUUAAAACACAAAUGAUUGCUAUAGCAGUUGUAUGAUAUUUGUCAAUGGUAAUUGCUGGUGGUGGUGUUGUCCGCUAUGGUGUCAAGAAAGUGAUGUUUAUGGAUUGACAAGUGUAAUAUAUUUCUUGUCAAGCUUGUUCUCUUUCCCUUACUAACAAAGAUUCAGUGCUUGAAAUAGAGGUGAUCACUAGAACCUGUUUCAUGUAUUGAGGUGAAAUGAAAGAAAUCCCACUAAUCUUCAUGGUAUGCCCAAGGUGCAGGGGUGACAUUUAUUUACAAGGUGCACUUACAGUUUUAAUUAAGUAAUUUCUUGUGACAGGGGUUAUGGGAUUAAUUGAGAAGGUAUGGCAUUUCUGCCAAAUUCAAACCAUUCUAGUCAAUUAACUCAUUGAAUCACAUGGCAUAGCAUCCAGUUACCAGUCAGAACUGGUCCUCAACUACCCAUGUCCUUGGAUAAAGGAUUAGCCAUUACAAAUGUUUCAUCCUCUUCCUUGAUGUUGGGGGAAUCAAGAUGAAGUUAAAUUCACUGUUUCCUUUCUGAUAUGGGUUGUAUUCCUUAGGUUAACCUUAGUUGAAUGACAUUGAACAGAAUCUGGCAGUCAAACAUCCUCUUUGAUAUGCAGCUCAAGGCUUUCUUUUCUUAGUGCCAAUAACAAGUUUACCAAACUAAUCACCUGUUGCUUCUCAACUUGAGGAUUUUACUGUUUAAGAAAUGAAAUAACUGCAUAUCUUAUACUGUGAAAUUUGUUUUGCUUUUACAGGAAUUACUGUUGUAAUUCUGCUACAUUAAUGUAAUUUGUUAAAAUAAAGUUUGAUUAAGUCAAUGAGACUUAUGCUCAUGUUUUAAUAACUGGUUGCAAAGUAGCACAUACAUCCCUAUGGGGAUUUUUAACAGGGCUUAGAUCACUUCUAUCUGACAGUGUACAAAACAUUAGGAACA